AUGUCUUAUCUGUCAACUCGCCCAUUACCCCAAAAUUCUACGUCUAUGGCCUUCCUCUUUCAACCCCCCAUCUUUGGGAACUACAUCCUCCCAGUAGUUCCCAUGAAUGUACCUACGACGCCGGUUGCUCUACCACAACUCACCAUAGCACCUGUUCAGCUAGGUCAGCUAUAUCGGCCUGCCUUUUCUCCACCCAUCAGGAUCAAAGUCAUAUACCAUCGUGCAGGAACUGUUCUCGCCUCGAACGAUGCUUGCUACAACUAUCCUCCACCUCGGGAAACAGUGCUAGGAAAUUUAUCCUGGUGGUCUGAGCAGCAUGGACUUGGAGAUAAAGCUUAUACCCGACGUUGUACACUCUAUCUCACGAGAAGCUACCGUUCAAUCCUCACUAUUAACCCAAUAGAUGGACCUGUUUCACCACCAGAUCUUGUGAAGAAGGUGUCAUUUGGCGAUAUGACAGCUCCAGAUUUCCAUAAGUUGAUGAUUGACACAGCAAUAAAUAACUAUGGAGCCUUCAUCUUGGUCGAUCAUGGUUAUGUGCCUAUUAAGAUUCUGGCCCAACAAACCGAUAACGAUCAGAGUACUCCUCCAAACGGAAGUUCAAAUGGCACCACUGACAACAGCCAGAAUAACUCGACUGGCAAUACUCAGCCUUCACCAUCAUCAACCUCUUCAACGGAUGCGAUCAACACCAAUGCGCCUGAACCUUCCAACGCCGGAGAUAACACCACCGUACCUGAGCCAGCUGCAUCAGAAAUUAAUACUGCCCCUGUGGCGACUAAUUCUCAGCCGGGAUCUAAGAUGCCUAAAGUUGCAAGCGUGGAGCCUGGUGACACGGGGGAAUAA
Molecule: messenger RNA, 846 nt
Organism: Fusarium proliferatum ET1
Lineage: Eukaryota; Fungi; Ascomycota; Sordariomycetes; Hypocreales; Nectriaceae
Exons: 2
Coding region: 1-846 (281 amino acids)
Source: RefSeq, a predicted model, not a curated record